AUGGCUCUUCUAGACCAGAAGCAACCGGACGCCUGGUCGUACCGACAAAGUCACCAGUUUGCCUGGGAACAUCAACCCACCACAACUGCAAUCAAGCCUACCAUCCCGGCGACACCUGCUCCAGCCCCCGUGAACCAGGUGAUCAAUGGCAACUAUCUCAGCGAGGCUAGUCGGCAAGUUGAAGCUCUUUCUAAAGCCAUUGGGCAAGAAGAGGCCAUAAGAGAGAAGCUGUUAUACGCCUUGAAGUUUUCCGGGGGUGAAUGGUGUCAAAAUGCCAUACCACAGAAGCUGGACACAUCAGCCUGGGUUUCUGACGUGAGCAAUGAUCACUCGCCUUACGAGUACUCAUUGGCUCUCUCCCAGCAGACCGGAGCAUCUGAGCUGCGCUUCUUGAUCGAAGCCCAGCCAAAAGAAAACAGCUUAAUCGCCCUCCAAGAAACAACCUCUCGCUUGACCGACGACAUAGCGACAGAGUACGGCUCCACAAAGGUCUCCCUGGACCGUCUGAAUCUCGUUCAAGACUUAUUUCUCCCCGCGAAGCCAGAGGGUAAGCUAGCCUCAUGGCACAGCUUCGUCACCUCAAGUACACUGGAAAAGUGGAAGAUUUACCUGAGUCCACUAGCCUCGGGGAGACAAAACGCCUUCAACGUGACCCGAGAGGCCCUAGAGCGCCUGGGACUGGCCACCUCGUGGAAACUAUUAGAAAACAUGAUGACUGGCGACGACUAUCCCAUCUACUUCUCGCUCGGCCUGUCGCCGAACCCAGAAGAGGCCGAAGCCAAGGUAUACGUUGCACACCCUGGCGCAUCUGCAACGCAAAUCGCGGAAAAACAUGUCAAGAUGGAUCCCAACUCCAAUGUCCAUGAUAUCGAGCAGUUCUACUCAAUUAUGUCUGGUGGAUCGCUAGGGCCGUACCAUGGAGAACCAGGGGUAUCCUGUUUCCAUUUCAAGAACAAAGAUCCGUCUCGGCCGGUGGCUCGAACAAUCCUUUACCCAACGGGUUGUCAUGUAGCAAAUGAUGCCGUGGCGCAGGAGCGCAUUGAAAUUUAUAUGGAUGCUAUUUCUGCGCCUCAGCUUUACCGAGAGAGGUAUAGAAAUGCUGUUAGUGCUGUGCAGCGUCGGCCGUUGGAGGCUGGUCGUGGUAUCCAUAGUUGGGUGGGUAUGAAGGAAAAGUUGGAUGGCAAGCGGUCCAAUACGUUUUAUCUCUCAGCUGAACUGUACGGGUGUCUUGUUGAUGAGGCUUCGAAUGGUGGCUGCUGA
Messenger RNA from Penicillium griseofulvum, 1260 nucleotides. Its product is annotated as Aromatic prenyltransferase, DMATS type. The record is from RefSeq and is a predicted model, not a curated record. Gene Ontology annotation, biological process: alkaloid metabolic process. Lineage: Eukaryota; Fungi; Ascomycota; Eurotiomycetes; Eurotiales; Aspergillaceae. Bases 1 to 1260 code for a protein of 419 amino acids. Gene Ontology annotation, molecular function: transferase activity, transferring alkyl or aryl (other than methyl) groups. The transcript has a single exon.